AUGUUGCUCGACGAGGAUCCUGGAACUCUCAUCCACCACACAAUUGGCAAUUUCAACAUCCACCCCGAUAAACAGGCCGUCACUCGCAUCAAUGAUUCCCUCUCCACUCUACAGCAGUCGCGCGAUCUUCGCAUUCGUGAGGCCGAAUCAGCCCUGCGCAAACUAUCCCGCAAUCUCAAUUCCUUGACCACUCAACACGAUGAAGCCGUCGCGGUUCACGACUCCGGUAAACACGCCGCCGAAAUCGUUGAGCUAGACACAAAGAAGUUCCGCAUCGCCAAGGCAGCCUCGGAGCUGGAGAUUGAAAGUGAACGUCUCGAGAGUGAGCUGGAAAUGCUGAAGGAGAGGCUGGCCGAUCUCGAGUCGCAGGGCCUCGAGGGCGAUGAGGCUACUCGUCGUGAGCGCGAAGCCGAUGACGCAACAAUCUUGCGUUUGAAGAUCUUUCGAUCCUUGGGAAUUGACAUUGAGCCCGACGAUGCCGGCAAUUUCCACCGGGCAGUUAUCCGCAACAGUCGCAAGGGCGAUGUGCAUGUCGUCAACAUCGAUCCCAAAUUCUCCCGCUUCUUCUACUCGAAUUACUUUUGGUCUACGAUGCAGGGAUAA
Penicillium argentinense is the source of this 603-nucleotide messenger RNA. RefSeq names its product kinetochore Spc24 family protein. The record is from RefSeq and is a predicted model, not a curated record. The coding region runs from base 1 to 603 and encodes 200 amino acids. NCBI's taxonomy places the organism in Eukaryota, Fungi, Ascomycota, Eurotiomycetes, Eurotiales, Aspergillaceae. The transcript has 3 exons.